This is a messenger RNA of Phaedon cochleariae (mustard beetle), 3830 nucleotides long. Lineage: Eukaryota; Metazoa; Arthropoda; Insecta; Coleoptera; Chrysomelidae. The record is from the annotation of a GenBank genome assembly.
AGUACCGAAGCAAAGUGUACGGUGAAAGUAUCGCGGGUAGGUACCUACCUGUUGUCUUCGGUUCGAUAGUGUGUGAAUCGCUUGUGAAACGAAUUUUAUUAUCAUCAGCUUACUUUCUUCCAUAUUCGGUCUGGUUGGUUUCAUCAAUAGGUGCUUAAAGGAAAUCAGAUAUGUUCCACAUGAAAAAUAUUUAGCAUGGGCAACAGUGGGAGCCACCCAAAUCAAGUGAGUCAGCGUGAGAUACCAGAAGAGCAGUGGGCACAUUCGUUUCCGCGGACACAGACUACCAAGUUCGGUUACCAGCACAAAGUGCUGCCGGACAGAGACGGCGAUUUGAAGUUGAAAUCAACCAAUAAUGGUGAUAUUCUUCAUUCUGGCGGUACGUUGACCGGGAAGCCCAAGUCACUUGACGAUAAGAAGAAUGAAUAUUCAUCACAUGGAUUUAGAGAACAUAGUCCUGCAGCUAGAAAAUAUUUUCCCAAAGAAAAAGAAACCCAGUAUAAAUCCAGGGCUCAGGGGGUCCAACACAAGCUCAACCAGAAUGCUUCUAGUCAAAAGAAUAACCUAAAUGGCCAGAUGAAACUAUGUGUGUCCGAGCCAGAUCUGCGAUAUUCAUCAGAUUCGAAUCUGCAUAUGAAAGAAAAAAGGUGCAAGAAAAAGUACAAGGCUCCCCCUCCACCUCAACUGACUGACCGGCCUUACUUAGACUGGAACGGGACCAGUAAUCCACACAUUAUGCCAAUUCGUAAAGCGCGUUUAUUCAAAACCAGAGCUGAAAUGAAGAAACAAUCUAGUCAAACCAACGAAAACGUGGAAAAUUCAGACAUCCCCAUAGACAUCCCCUUGAAUGGUCUCAGAACCUCAAAAUCCAAUCGCCUGUCAUUACCGGAGAUUAAACUUGAUUUCUUCGAAGAACUGAAAACGGUUACAACACGCUUAAGACAUGUAGAAACCAAGGCAUCGCCGACCAAGGAAAAACUCAUUGAGAAAAUCGACGACAGUAAAAACCGGAUGGCUAACUGUGUAAGAGGCGAGGCUUCUGGAAAGGAAUCUACCACCCCAGAAAUGUCUCCGGAGCUGAAGAAAAAAGCCGAUUAUCCCAGGGAGAAACCAAAAACUUUCUACUUUGGCAUGAACGAAGAACCAGUACCUGAUACGAAGUAUCAUGAUGAUAUAUUCAACGCGUUCUCUAACUCAUUCCAUCAAAACACGAAGCUGCCUAUGUCUUCUGCAUCCGACAUAUCCAGUGACAUCCACUCGGAUGAAAAUGACAUGUACAAAUCCGGACUGGACUUGCAGCUCAGACCUAUUUUGCCCAAAAAGCAACUGGAAAUACCGAAGUUCUCUCCUGCUGCAGCUUGGAGAUUGUUGUCUAUGGAUGCUAGUGAAAGAACUGGUGGAACUGUGGUUAGUGAUGACGUUUCCAUUUUAUUAGAGGAGCGGAUAGAGAAGUUUGCAAGGCCCCCGCCGCCCAUGAUUCAUGCAGGGCACAGGUCGAGUAAUGACAAAUCAGGAGAUUCUGGUAUAUCUGGUGAUGAUCCUAUACCAAAUGGAGCUUAUGAUGAUAACAACGAAGGUGGAAUUCUGCAAGAACAACAGGUUAAAUUCACGAUGUCGCACUAUAUCAAUCCCCAAGAAAGAUCAUCAUGGACCCCUCAACAAGACCUAGGCGACGACUCUAGCAUUGAAGAAUGCAAAAACGAGAAAUCUUCAGCUCCCAACCCUCGAAUCCGCUCAGGUCCCCACAUUUUUAGUUUGUCGCUGCCAAGAGACAACCAAUUGGCUGCGUACAUGAUCGAAAGAUCCUCUCUGCAGUACAGCGGCUUACAGAAACUGAAGAAGUCCCUGUCAGGUGUCUUAGGCAACUUGUCGAGCAAAAAAGACGUCGUUGAGGCAGAGUUCAAUGACGAGGUGAGCGCUAACUGGUUUUUGAGCAAGUCAGCCCCAAACUCCCUGAACAAUGCCUUCCAUUCCCUGGAGAUGCGCAAGGCGAAUGAUCAAGAGCAGCUUCAGCUUCUGAAUGUGAAUAAGCAAGCACGGAUGAUGUAUCUGCCCGAGAUAGAACUGAAUCGCGCUAACAGAAGGAUGGAAGAUGUCUGGAGUAGCAGGAGUCAUUAUUCCUUGGGACAUUCGCAAUCCUGCGAGGAUCUAUCGGUGGGAGUCAAGAGAGCUCCGGAACCCCUUCAGGACUCUGCUAAGGAGGAAUAUUCUUGGAAAUUGGGGACUAGGAAGCCGAAGAAAUUCACAUUCCAAAGCACAAUCAGGCAAAUAGAGAAACGGAGGUUAUCGGAUAAAUUAUCUAGAGAAGCUGAGAGGAGAGAGCAGAAGAGAAUUCAAGAAUUGGAAGCCAUGGAGAAAGUCGAAGAGGAAUUUCAAAGGAAAAGGGCUAGAGAAAAAGCGGAUAUUCGACAACAAUUGAGGCUAAUUUGCAUGGAAAAAAAUCCUGCUUGGUCUAGUUUGCCGCCCAAUUUGGAGGUGAAUGCUCAGGUUCGUCCUGAACCAGAUGGAGCAUUCUCUUCCACAUCGUCGGCCUCCCCACCACCCAAGACCAAAACUUCUAGUAGGCCAUUCCAAAAAUUCAAGAGUUCUAAUAAUUCUCGCACUGGAAACAAUAUGAAGAUUCGUGCGACACCAGAUCAUUCCGAAUUAACAUCGGUACCAAGAGAAUAUAUGGACUAUCGGGGAGUGAAGUACACUAACGACGGAGGACUUUAUAGACACACAACAGUGCAUCCAGAAGUUACCUGCAAUAUGCCAAAAGUAAAAGAUACAAAACUGGUUCAAAGCAAUAAUAAUUACAGAAGAGAUAUGGCAGCUGGUGUAAGGAGCACACUAACUGUAGGAAGCACCGAUUCUGAGAAUUCACACAACUAUCGAUCAGUCGAUACUAAACACUCUUCUCCAUUGCCAAUGUCCUAUUUCCAUGAAGACCAACUCCACUGCUGAGGAUCAUUCAUACAUAAGAGAUUUGAAGUACAGAUCAGAUAUACCAGUACACCAUGUAUCAUAAAUAACAUUUUUAUUUUGUAUAUUAUCUUGUUUUUGUACAUAUAAAUUUAUAAAUGUUUACUGUUUAUGUGUAUGUAAAAAUUUGGGGAAUUUUCAAAAACCCGAUGUCAAUAUUUACGUCUCAUUAACCAUUUUUUCUGGUGAUGAGUAGUGCAGUUCUUAAAAGCAGGUUCAAUUCAGCAAUGACAUUUUUGAGAAAAACAUUUAUUCAAAUAAUCACAAGUUUUUCUGAUAAAAUUUCACUAUGAUAAAUUUCCUUCCAUAUUGCCUGUAAAAUGCAAAUAAAAAAUAUGUAGGGUGUAACAGAUUUCAUAUACAAAAGAAAGGUCUUAGUUUAAUUAAUCAUCUCGAUACAUAUUACAGUAACAAUUAAUAGCUAUAAUAAUUAAAUUAAAUAGUAAAUAUAUUUUGAAUCUGACUAUCAAAUUCAAUGUAUCACACUCGCAUUGCCUUAAGGCCCUUUACAAAAAUACAUGUGCCUUCCUAUAAGUUAAUUUACAAAAAACCUGUUUCAACUCAAGCAUAUUCAACCCACUAUUAUAAUUUAUUAUAAUUCAAGAUUUGCAGCUCAUACUUCAUUACAAUAGAAAUUAUUUAAUUCUUUACACUCUUUAAUCUGUACACUUAACAUUUACUUCAUGUUUAUUUACAAGAACCCUAUUUUAUUUUGAUAUAAACAAGAAAUCAACACAUCAGUCUUAAACAUUAAAGGAUUACUUUAAGCAAAGCCGAAGCCCUCAGAACACUCAUGGAUCGCCUUCAAUAAAUAGGCUCGUAACUUAUCGUAAGUUUCAUAUACAGGAAGAUCCAGCUGAUUGAAA